AUGAACGGACGGAAGCUGCUGCUCAUCACGGCGGGCCGCUGUUGCUGUUCGGAGAUGGACUCGCGCGGCUAUGGUGGAUUGACGGAAAGGCUGAGAUUGGCGAUUGGAAGCUGGGAUCUGCAGCUGCUCGCGAGUUUGCCGGCGAAGAAAGACACGACGGCGUGCGGCAUCACUGGAGGAAAUCGGCAGCCUCGACAACUUUCGGUCGGAGCUCGUCUCUGCCGAGAAGAGAGUGAGGUGACGGGAAAUUUUAAAGAAGAAGGAGAUGAGGAGCGGCUGAUGAAGAGGAUUAGGGAUGAGAAUUUUCCAAUUGCACGACACUCUCUUGAGAAGUCAAUAAUAAAGGGCUGA
This is a messenger RNA of Striga asiatica, 351 nucleotides long. Lineage: Eukaryota; Viridiplantae; Streptophyta; Magnoliopsida; Lamiales; Orobanchaceae. The record is from the annotation of a GenBank genome assembly.